AUGUCCUCGACGCACCUGAGCUCCCCGGCGCCCAACCAGAGCUACCUUUCCACGGCCACCUACGAGAAGACGGACCCCUUGGAGGUGGAGAGGCAGAUCCGCCUGGUGCUUUUCGGCUUGUGCGUAACCAUCGCCGCCGCUACCUUUGUUGGGGGUGUAUAUUCGCUCCUCUCCUUACUCCGGAUGAGGAGAAAAACCUCCCUCUGUCUCAUUGUUGCUUCCAUGUCGGUGGACGACCUGCUCAGCGUGGUCCCACUCUCCCUUUUCAUGCUUCUACAGUGGGAGAGAGAUGGAGGUGGAAAGUCGGGGAGCCUGUGCACUUUAUCGGGACUCCUCUAUGUGUUCCAGGGUGUUUCCAGCAAUAUGAAGGCUUGUCUGAUAGCAGCCUACACUUUUUAUGUUACAAAGAGGUUUGGAGUGCUUCAGUCUGUCCGCCGGCCCGUCAGAGUGAUGUGGGCCAUAGCCGCCGUGUGGGCGGUCAGCCUGGCCGUCAGCGUGUUACCUUUGUGUGGAUGGGGCAGAUUUACACCUGCCUCUCUCGGAUGUUUCCCAGAGAGCGACAGCCUUUACAUCCUGCUGCUUUUCUCUGUGUACACCCUCUGUUUCUGCGGCUUGCUGUUUUUCUUCAUCCCCCUCACCUACCAGCUGCUGUGCUCCAGAGAGCCCCAGAGGACCUUGCUCUACCCGAGCUAUAUGGAGAUAGCGAGGGGAAUGAGUGGCUCAGCUCCCCUCUGUGAUCUCCCGUCCUUCUCCCGGGACAGCCUUGACAAAAGUUUCGGUGCCUACAACGAACUGAGCCCGGGCUCGUUUGGGACAGGGCAGGAGCUCAGGGGCAAAGUGGAGACCUGUCAGUCCCCGGGAUCAGAGUCCGGGCAGAGAAAUGCCGCUGUUGGCGACACACCGGUGGUGUUUGCACAAAAGCGCUUCUCCAUGAUCCUGGCGGUUGUUCGGGUGAUUUUAUGGAUGCCAAUGAUGACUUUAGUGCUGGUGCGCCACACUGUGAAUGCACGCAGUUCAUCUCUGGAGACCCUGAGUUUCUUCCUCACCUUGCUUGCCCCUGCGGUCACUCCGCUCUUUGUGCUGUCCGAGCGAUGGAUCCACAUGCCCUGCGGUUGCUUUAUCAACUGCAAACGGGAUCCAACACAGGAACCCUCAGUGAUGAAAAGAAAGUUGGAGUUCAACCUCUCAUUCCAGCAAGGCUAUGGAGUGUACAAGCUAUCCCAUGCCACCAAGUCUGACCACAGCCCGUCCAUCGAGAAGCCGGCCUACCACAGCCUCUUUAACUGUGACUUCCCUAGCACCCGCCUCCAUACGCUGGAGAGUGGUGGCCUCUCGAGCCUGGAGGCUGAUUUUGACUUCAGCACCACAUGCCCGGUGGACAGCUCCUCUCAUGCAGACCUGCUCCUGGAGGCAGUGGCUGGCGGAGGAGAGGCCCUUGCUGAUUGUGCUCCACUUCCCCAUGAGAGCCACGGCGAUGACGAUGACUUCCGCUGCGUCCCUUCGCUACCCUCUCUCUCUGGCCACCACCGGGAGCAGGACCACAACCUCACUGACACGUCAUCAGUGUUCGAGGGGCCAGAGAGGAGGCUGUCGCAUGAGGAGUGUCGGAAGAUUGAGCUGACAGACUGGGAGUGGUGCAGGAGUAAAUCAGAGAGAACACCCAGACAGCGGUCAACAGGUGGACUGUCGAUCCCCCUGUGCGCCUUCCAGGGCACUGUAUCUCUGCAAGCCCCCACUGGGAAGACCCUCUCUCUCUCCACCUAUGAGGUCAGCAGCGACGGCCUCAAAAUCUCCCCCAACAAUGCCAAGAAGGUGGAGGUGUACCGCUCCAAAUCGGUCGGCCACGAGCCCAGUGCUGACGACCCCGCAUCAGGAGGCCAGGCCUGCGAUGUGAGCACCAACGGUAUAGGGAUGGAGUUAGGAAUAGGCAUGGGCAUAGGAGGCGGGGUGGGCGACACCAACGUCAAGAUCCACCUGGAAGUCCUGGAGAUUUGUGACAAUGAGGAGGCCAUGGACAGCGUCUCCAUCGUCUCCAACAUAAGCCAGUCCUCCACGCACGCCCGCUCCCCGUCGCUGCGUUACUCGCGCAGGGAGAACCGCUUUGUCUCCUGCGACCUGGGGGAGACAGCCUCCUACUCGCUGCUCAUCCCCAGCAGCGGCAACCCGGAGGCAGACAGCAUCAACAUCAGUAUUCCUGACACGGUGGAGGCCCACAGGCAGAAUAGCCGACGACAGACCCAGGAGAGCUGUGGUUAUCGGGAGGAGAUACAGCUGCUGAACGAGGCCUACAGGAAGCAAGCCGGGGAGAGGGAAGAAUGACACCCAGAUGGGGAGGGUAGACAGAGGACCCCAGAAGUCCUACACAGGCAGGGAGGAGGUCAAAAUAGCACAUCAGACUGAAAAGGAUAAUAGACAAGUAGGCUAUUAAAACGUUACACAUUCGCUUCUUUUUGAUCGCUGUUGUGACUGAAACGGGGACUUUGUUUGUUUAAGACUGUUAUCAUAACCUGUCUGCAUCCUUUUGCACUUCCUCCUCAGUUUGCUUCGGGACAGCAUAUAGAGUGCAUCACCUGUCAGUAGAGUACAUGAAGACAGAUUAGACAGUAAAAGAGGUAGCGGCAGAGAGAGUAGUAAAUUGUAGCGAGAGGCAUAGCGAG
Molecule: messenger RNA, 2657 nt
Organism: Myripristis murdjan (pinecone soldierfish)
Lineage: Eukaryota; Metazoa; Chordata; Actinopteri; Holocentriformes; Holocentridae
Product: probable G-protein coupled receptor 149
Exons: 5
Coding region: 1-2319 (772 amino acids)
Biological process (GO): neuropeptide signaling pathway
Cellular component (GO): neuron projection; plasma membrane
Molecular function (GO): neuropeptide binding; G protein-coupled receptor activity
Source: RefSeq, a predicted model, not a curated record